AUGUGGGUUUUGGAGUGUUGGGGGGGGAGGGGGGGGUUGUGUUGGGGAGGGGUUGAUUUUAUGAUAAUUUUGUUGUGGGGGGUGUAUGUUUGGGGUUUGGUUUUUUGUAUGGGUUUAGUUGUGGGGGUGGUUGUUGGGGGGUGUGUUGUGGGUUUGUUUGUUGGGGGGUUUGUGGUGUUGUUAGGUUGGUUGUUUGUUUGUGGGUUGUGGGUUGAUUUUUUGGGGUUUUUGUGUGUGUUUUGGGUGUAUGUUUUGGUGUUUUUUUUGGGGGUGUUUGUUUUUUGGUUGGUUUUUUUUUGUUGGGGUGGGGGGGGGUUUUUUGGGUUUUUGUUGGAUGGGUUUUGUUGUUUGGUGUUUGUGGUGUGGGUAUUUUUGGGGGGGGGGGGGGGGGGGUUUUUGUUUUGUUGGGGGUGGUUGGGGGUUUUUUUAGUUGGGGGUAGGUUAGGGUUUUUGUUGGGUGUUUUAUUUGGGGGGUUGGGGUGUUUUUUAGUGGUUGGUGGGUUUGUGUUGGUUUGUGUGUUUGUUGAUGUGGGGUAUUUUGUUGGGUUGUUUUUGAGGGUGGGAUGGGUGGGUGUGGUUGGGUGGUUUGUGGGGGGUUUAGGUUGGGGUUUUGGGUGUUUGUUGUGGGUGUUUUGGGGUUGUUUUGUUGGGGGGUUGGUUGUGGUUGGUUUUUUGGUUUUGGGUUUGUUGUUGGGUUUUGGGUUGGUGGGUGGGUGUUUUUUGUGGGGGGUGGUUGGUGGGGUGUUUGGGUGUGGGGUUUUGUGGGUUUUGUUGUUUUGGUGGGGUUUUUGGGUGUGGGUUGUGGUUUGUGGGGUUAUUUGUGGUGUUUGUGGGUGUUUUUUGGGGGGGGUGGGUGUGUUUUGGUUUUGGGGGGGUUGUGGGGGGUUUUGUUUUUUUGGUUGGGUGGGUGGUGGGAUUGGUUUGUUGGGGUUUGUUUUGAUGUUAGUGUUAUGGAGGUUUUGUUGGGGGGUUGGGGUGUGA
Messenger RNA from Knipowitschia caucasica, 981 nucleotides. NCBI's taxonomy places the organism in Eukaryota, Metazoa, Chordata, Actinopteri, Gobiiformes, Gobiidae. The record is from the annotation of a GenBank genome assembly.